UUGGCCUAGCUGCAACAUUCUCUGUCACUUCUUCAUUCUUCCUGUUUGGCUCUUCAGGGAUCAAUAUUCGGAUAAACAAUUUCUUGAGGUGCUAUGGAGUUGCAACAAGAAAACAAGUCGGACACAGAUGGUAAGAUACCAACAACCCCUGAAAGAAAAGGUAACAUUUCUGAUACAAUUAAUCAUGGCCUAGGAGAUUCCGUGCCUCAAGACCUCGACAUUAAAGAACUGACAACAGAUAUAGAAGUGAAUGUACUAGAUUAUGUGGGCCAGGACUUUCAAAACCAGAUUCCAGCUGACCAACUAACUUCAGAUGUACAUUCAGACCUAACAGAAGGUGUUUCCUCAUUGCAAGAAACAAAACAUGAACUGAGCUCACAACACUCGGAAUUUCAAGAAUUAAUUUCAAGCAAGCAAGACACAAGGGGAGAGGACUUGGAUGAAGAAAUGUUUCAGGAUUGGAGAUCAGAUGACCAGAAAAUUAAAGAUUUAGAACUGAAUACCAAAGAUGAGACAGAUUAUGGAUUGGACAAAAAAGAAGCACAAAAUCUAAGCUCAGAUGAAGACAGUGACUUAGAUCAAUUUUCUCCUCAGUUUCAAUAUGAAAAUGUAAAUAUUGGUACCCCUAAAAUAAUGAAUCAGCUUUCUGUCCUGCAAGGAACUGCAAGUCAAGAAUCAGAACCACAAGACAUUGGUGAACUGAGGAUGGCAAAUCAAGGUAGUGGAAAUCAAAGGUCAGAUGACCAAGAGCUUGAAGAUAUGGAGAUGUCUGAAUAUGAAACUGGUGAUAUGAAAUCUGCUAGACAAGAGAUUGAGGAUCUAAGAAUACAGGUGCAGCAGCUGAUGGCAGAACUUGAAGAGGCACGAGAAGUGUCUCAGAGACAUCAGGAGAGCUUCUGUGAGUUACAAGGUCUCUUAGAAGAUGAACGUCUGGCUAGUGCCCAGCAAGCAGAGACCUUUACCAAGGAGAUCUUGAAGCUUCAAGCCCAGCUGAGGUCUGUCCAAGAGGAACUUGACAGCCUGGAAGAGGAAAAAGAAAGUGAACUGAUGGAGGCCCAGGAAGAACUGAGAUGUGCACGGGAGGAAAUCAUAGUCCUGCGGCAGUCAGCAGAAGAUGCUGCAGCUGAGCGAGAGAAUGAUAUUGCCACCCUACAGGAGGAGCUGUGCCGUGUGAGGGCAGAACUUGAACAACUGCAGCGCACUACAGAGGAGUACGAGCUAGAGAUAACCACACUACGGGCUGAGAUCCAGAUGAAAGGCCUUGGAGGACAAGACAAGACUCAACAAGAACUGGUGCUGCUGGAAGGUAAGAAAAGGUCACUGCAGGAUGAGUGUCGCCUCCUGGUGGCUGAGUGCCAGGCUCUGCGGGACAACAACACUUUGCUGAAGGAGCAGUUGCAACAGUCAGAAGAGCCCUUCUCAGGGAUAGAAGAUGUCUCUCUACAGCCUGAAGAGAUUUUAAGUAGUGAGGCACCAGAAGAAGACAAAAAGCAAGUUUUCAUUGAAGCAAAAGAGGAGCCCAUGAUAAGGCAUACAGCAGAUGUUGUGGUGUCUGGAGACUCAAGGUCCAGCCUUUUGUGGUCUGAUGUGUCAGAAGAUUUGGCAGACAUGUCUCAGAGGAGCUAUAUCGACACAGAUGACGUAACACAAGAAGGGGACAAUGACAUCCUGAUACUACCAAGUCGAGCUAACAGCUGCAGUAACCGGGCUGACUUAAUUUACGGAAGCAAAGGAAAUGACAUCAUCAACAGGACCCAUCUGGAAGUCAUUGGUGAGGAGGAGGAAGCAAGCCUUGUAGAACUGGCUAUCCUACAAGGACAGUUACAUUGUGCAGAGAUUAAAGUUCUACAGGUUCAGAAAGAGUGUGAAGAUUUGCAUAACGAGGUUCGAGAGCUGGAAGAGCGUUAUAAGAUCAGCCAGCAGCAAACGGCAGAGAUCGAAGCAGAACUCAAAAAGUGCAGAGAGGAAAUCCAGAAACUGAAAGGGUCCAGAGCGCAGAAUUCCUCUACCCCCGACCCUCCUGUUUUUUCCAUCCCCAUCAUAGGACUGGUGAUUACAUUGGCCAUGCUCUGGUGCUGGUGGGCGGAAACCUCUUCUUAACAUUGACCAGGAUCCUGAAAACAGAGGAUGGAAUCCCUUCCUGGUCCUGGCUGUGGCCACGGCUGUACUUCUUCUGUACCCAGGUCUAACAAGAGCCCUCUCUUGACAGCCACAACACUGAACAGCUGUGUUCUUUUGCUACACGGAAUGUUUUCAUCUUCAUCAUCACAGCUAGCAGAUGAGUCCAUUAUCCAGACAACCACUGGACAGACUGCUUCUUCUUCAUCACUGGAAACUACUUCCUGUGUCACAGCUUGAUGAGAGCUUUUAUUGCCCUGACAACUACCAUAUUGGAGAUUUUGUCCUUAUAAAUGUCUCUACCAUUAAAUCUGACCAGUUGGGAUAUCUCACUUUGCUGGCAACUCCAAAAAAGGCAAACUUCGUUGUCACCAUGAAGGUGACAUUCUCAUAAUAUAGUUUAAAGAGCAUUAUUCUUCCAUGAUGGAAUGUUCUUUUUUUCACUAUCACUGUGCUCUAUGUCCUCCAAACCAAAAGGUUAUUUCAUCAGUUAACUUGGGCUAUUGACUUUUUCUGCCACAUUGCCUUCAUUAUAGCCUUCUAUUUUGACCACAGUUUUAAGAAAAUCUAGUAAUGACAAAGUCCAACAUAGCACUCAGCUUCAUCUUGAAGGCAUGUACUCAUUCAUCACCUGCUUUAGAGUACUGUUUAAUCCCUAACAUAUGCACACAUACACAGACACACACACACACACAUGCACACAUACCUGUAUACAGUCUUCCAUAGUCUUUGACAAGUAAAGGCUUGUUCCUCUAUCUGCACAGAAGUGUGCAAAAGGUAGAUAAACAUAGUCCGACUCUUCACAGGUGUACAAGCCAUAACAUGUUAAAUUCAAAAUGUAUUCACUUUGAGAAAGCACUGGUUCCCCUGUUGUGCACAUGUGUUUAAUUUUACACUGUCAGUGCCGAUUUAAAUAUCCUUUGCAAUACUUCAAUUUCUAUGUAUUAUAAUAUUUGCCACACAGCAGUACAAAUCAGGAAUUGUUAAAACCUGACAUAUCUCACUAUAUUUUGAGUCUAUUUGGCAGUGGAAUAUACUGAUUUACCUUUAAUGUGGUGACAAGCAAGAACAAGGCCAUUGUCAUGCAGACACAGAGGUAUGGAGGCCAUUGACAAUAUACAACUGAAGAAUAAAGUAAUUAAAUGACAAUAAAUAAACCAAUAAAUAAAUAAAUGACAAUAAACUAAUAAAACACUUGAUACAUGAUGACUAAAAGCCUUCACAGGAGUUGAGGAUCUAAAAGUGUUUUAUUUAACCGUCCAUUCCAGUUUAUUGUCAUUUAUUUAUUUAAAGAGGGAGGACAUUACCACUUUUUACUAUAAGUCUUUAAUACACCCAGCACAUUAGUGUAACACAAUAGUAUAGUAAUACACAAAGUUAUACCUUCUAAAGGAAAGAAAAAAAGAGUUUGCAUUCAGGCACUUUCUGUAUUUAGAUAUCAGGCAAGGAAUAUCACUUUUUACUUCCAGGACAUUAAUACACCCAACACAUCAGGACAUUUUUUUUUGUUCACAUAUAGGAGCACAUAUGCGUUUGACACUUAACUCUAACCCUACCCAUAUUAAAGGUAUAAGAUGCCAAACGCCCACUGUCCAUAUAGUACUGCCAGACUGGGAAGUACAAUCAUUGAAAAGUAUCACAAAAUCAAGCUCAAGCACAUAAUGUGCAAACUGCCUGCAACAUACUGGCCAAGACACGCUAAAUAUGUUACCCUUAUAGCAGUAUGUGGAACUUAUUAAAUCUGAUAUUUACAUUUUAAAGAAGAAAACAUGAUACCAGGUUGUUAAUAAUCCUUUGUAGUUGAAGUAAUCAAUAUUCUGAGAAAGAGAAUGGAACAUAAUGAGGUAUAAAUGUCAGGAUUAUCAGUGCACAUAAUAUACAAGCUGAUAUUACCAAGCAGAGCACUCUCUUAAGAGGAAAUUAAACAAAUCUUAAAUGUAAAGUUAACAGAAGGUGGUUUUAAAUAUUAAACACAUGUUGCAUUCUGUCAUGGGAAUUGGGAAUAACUGCAUUCACAUCUGUACAUAUAUUUAAUGAGUCAGUCCCGACUCAUUCAACAUAUGUACAGACAUGAACGAGUCGCUCCCGACUUAUUCAACAUAUGUACAGACAUGAACGAGUCACUCCCGACUCAUUCAACAUAUGUACAGACAUAAACAAGUCGCUCCCGACUCAUUCAACAUAUGUACAGACAUGAACGAGUCACUCCCGACUCAUCCAACAUAUGUACAGACAUGAACGAGUCGCUCCUGACUCAUUCAACAUAUGUACAGACAUGAUCGAGUCACUCCCGACUCAUUCAACAUUUGUACAGACAUGAACGAGUCGCUCCCGACUCAUUCAACAUAUGUACAGACAUGAACGAAUCACUCCCGACUCAUUCAACAUUUGUACAGACAUGAACGAGUCGCUCCCGACUCAUUCAACAUCUGUACAGACAUGAACGAGUCACUCCUGAUUAUCAUUCUUUCUUCCAUGUAUAACAAUGUCAGUGACCAGCACAACUGUUAGAAAGAGCUACUAUGGCUUUCAAAUAUAAUAAGCUUCCAAACACAAUUUUGCAAAUGUAUUCUGGUAUAUUCAUGUUUUUUACUAAACCAUAAACCAUAGAGUAUGCCUUGUGACUUUGUGAGAUAACAGUGUACAUGAAAACCAGUGAAAGAAUAGGUAAAGUAGAACACUUGUCUCAAGCAAGUUGUUCUUUGUGUCAUCCCUCUCCCUGUUGCUCCAUCUCUGUAGCUGGUUGUUCACCAUUCUCUUGUUAGUGGUAUAGGAGUCCUUGCUUCAAAAUACUCCUUUUUGUCAAGUUAAGUGACUUCAUAUCCACACCCUGUAUAUUAAUUUCUAGAGUUUUCAAAGAUUCUGUUGUUUCUUCCUUUUCUUUGUCUUUACAAAUAAUCUUAAUUAAAUGAUAUCUGCGGGGUCUAUAUUAGAUCACUGAACGCUUAGGUAAGCGAACAGUGAUUAAUUGACCCCAUGUAAGUGAAAGCUUACA
Protopterus annectens (West African lungfish) is the source of this 5113-nucleotide messenger RNA. RefSeq names its product coiled-coil domain containing 136 (gene CCDC136). The coding region runs from base 94 to 2100 and encodes 668 amino acids. The record is from RefSeq and is a predicted model, not a curated record. The transcript has 9 exons. NCBI's taxonomy places the organism in Eukaryota, Metazoa, Chordata, Ceratodontiformes, Protopteridae.